Messenger RNA from Neurospora tetraspora, 759 nucleotides. RefSeq lists its product as uncharacterized. The transcript has 8 exons. Bases 1 to 759 code for a protein of 252 amino acids. The record is from RefSeq and is a predicted model, not a curated record. Lineage: Eukaryota; Fungi; Ascomycota; Sordariomycetes; Sordariales; Sordariaceae.
AUGGAUUGCAACGACGGUUUGGCAACAAUGGUGGUGAUGAUGGUGAUGGUGAUAUGGCCAGCGCAGGAAGUCGCUCCUUGGUCUCAUCUUGUCGCACAGUUUGUCUCUCUCGGUAUUUGCGAUGGAACAAAUGAGUUUAUUGCGAAUCCGUGUCACCCGCUUCGGCCCCCAUGCUCCUGCUCGCCUGCCUGCCUUUCCGAAUUCCUACAGUCUGGUCGCUGCUCGGGAAGAAAAGAGGCAGGAGAGAGAGCUGUCUCUGUCCAGCCCGGCGGUUGCUUCACCGGCGACGAUUGGUUGGGUGUGAAGCUGGACCAGGAUGUGACGCGAUGCUAUGCAGACAUUAAUGCUGUCUCCUCAUCGGUGAGUCGAGACGGUCCAGAGUAUCAUCCAGGGCUUGCCGUCUGCCUGCUUGUUGCCCUUAGCGCUCGAAUCAUGAAAUUCCACCGGGCAUACAGGCAUAUUGUAUGGGCUGUUAGGCACAAACAGUUGCUCCCUCAACACAUGCCAGCAUACCUGCUAGAGCUGCUUGGCCUAUCUAGGACAGAGAAGCCGCUUCCCGGUUGGUUCCCCGAGGUUCCCGGGCAUCUUCAACAAAACGGUACGAGCAGGUACAUAGCCGUCACGGCCGGUACAACACCACGCUUUGAUGGUAUCAAGUCCUUCGGCACAAGUUGGGCCCCAAAAUGGGUUGGGAAACAGACAGUCUACCCAAUGGCUGUCUUGAGUCUGGUUACAGCAGAAUGUGACAAGCUUAGCUAA